Messenger RNA from Yamadazyma jaroonii, 1236 nucleotides. The record is from the annotation of a GenBank genome assembly. NCBI's taxonomy places the organism in Eukaryota, Fungi, Ascomycota, Pichiomycetes, Serinales, Debaryomycetaceae.
AUGCAAGACGAUAUACCAGACUUGGUAGAAGAGUUGACCCCAGAUGUUACGUUCAAAGUAAAUAACAUCGACCCAACUAUCACAGAAUCAACAUAUUCAUCCACUCCAUCAAAUGACAAAAAAGUCCCCAUCACCAUCAUUACGGGAUAUUUGGGAUCAGGUAAAUCAACUUUAUUACAGCAAAUAGGUAAGAAUUCUAAAAAGAGACUUGCCAUCAUCUUGAAUGAGUUUGGUGAUAGUGCAUCCAUAGAGAAGUCUGUUACCAUCAAAGAUGAGAACAAAGGAGCUGUGGAAGAAUGGUUGGAUUUGGGUAAUGGGUGUUUAUGUUGCACUGUUAAGGAUAAUGGAGUAGUCGCCAUUGAACAAUUGAUUGAAAAAUCCAAGGACAAAAUAGAUUAUAUUCUCUUGGAAACCACAGGAAUAGCUGACCCGUCACCUAUAGCGAGGAUGUUCUGGUUAGACGAAGGGUUAUCGUCUAACGUAUAUAUUGAUGGAGUGAUCACAGUUUUAGACACUCAAAACAUUAUAACUUGUUUGGAAGAUGUAGGAGGACAUUGGCAUAGAUCAAAUAAUCAUUUGAAGGCUUCACAGUUGGAAGAAUUAACAGAAGAAGAAAUCAAAAAAGAGGAACAGGACUUACAACAAGGAUUAACCACGGCUCAUUUGCAAAUUGCUAUUGCUGAUACGAUUUUGUUGAAUAAAAUUGAUCUUCUCGAAGGAAAAGACGACAAAGACGAGAGAUUGAAGGAAAUUGAAGAUAAAGUAAGGUCUAUCAACAACUCCUGUCCUCUUUAUACCACAUCAUUUGGGGAUAUUGAUCUUGAUAAGAUUUUGGAUCUUCAUGCUUUUGAAGCUGACACUGAAAAAAUAGAGAAAUCAAUCAGCUUAACCACAAACUCUUCUUUCCAUGAUGAUAGAAUUGGUACUAUAUCUAUCAGCUUUCCAUUUUUUACCUCACCAGAACAGUUUGACGAUUUGGAGAAUUUCAUACAGCAUAUACUUUGGGAAAGUGAUGCCAACGGAAAGGAAAUCGAAGUCCAUAGACUCAAGGGAUUGAUGGUUUUGAAUGGAGACACCCCGGAUGUCAGGGUUAUCCAAGGAGUUAGGGAGACUUAUGAUAUCAUAUCAGGAGGUAAACUCUUGGAUAACAUUCAUGACAACAAAUUAGUCUUCAUAGGGAAAAAUUUGGUGGAGAAUGAUUUGGUGGAAGAACUUAAAAAGUAUAUAAAGUCAUAA